AUGGAUCGACUUAACCAGGACGCACUUCGAAACCUGAGUCUCCGCGAUCGUAGCGGUGGCAGCAGCUGGGGGAGCAGCCGACCACGAAGCCCUUCCGAGGCCAGCUCGGACUGCACCGUCAUCAGCGACGGGCCGCCCGCGCUCGAGAGACUUCGGAGGGCAGAACUGGAGGAGUUCGGCCCCGAAAGAGUGGCACGGGCUAGAAUUGCGGAAGCCCAUGUCCAAGAGCAACUCAGGCUCGGACCCGAGGCCUUCGCUGCCCAGUGGGGUAGGACUCCGGGCUCCGCUGCCGGCUCGACCGCGAGCUGGGCGAAUGACGUGCCGGCCAGCUACCCCGAUCCGCGGAGUGGAAGCCGCAGUGUAGCCGGAGGCCAUGCCCGUCCCCACUACGGAAGCAGCGUGGUCGGCAGCGUGACUGAAAGUGUCACCAGCGGUGUGUCGAGCAGACACCCUAUUCUUUCUGGAUACGGAGACCCAACGGCCCCUAACGGAAGCUCGCAUCCCAAGAAGCCAAGCAGCUCGUACACCUUGCCCGCCAAUGGGGGGAGCCAAACCAAGGCAUUCUGGCCCGCAAUCAAGCACCUUCUCACUUCCGAGGCGGUCCUUGACGAAUACACUCUUCCGUGUCCCCGUUGUUCCAUUGCGAUGAGCGCCGCGGAGCCCGGCACUCAGCACCGCGCCAUGAUCCUCUGCUGCGGUCAUAUGCUGUGCGAGGGCUGCGUCACCGGCAUCGCGGCCAACGAGAGACAGUGCCCGUUCUGCGCGGUGCCUGUGGGCAAGUACAUGGACUGCGCCGGGAGCUGCAAGAACCCCGGGAUGAUGGGCCUUGGUCUGCCUAGCACCAUGGACGAGCUCAGGAGGUUCCCGCGCACCAUCUCCGAGGGGGCCUCGCUGCCCGGUUGCUGUCCCAAGUGCCGCAUCCUGCGCAUCGAGAGGGACACCAGGAAGCUGGUCCGCCACAUCCUCAACGACGCCAGAGCCCGGUCCGUGUGGAACCCGUCAAACGAUCACAAGCUCGACAACAAAGAUUACAGUGACUAUGUCAGGGUUCCCGAGCUGGACCGCUUCCUGGCGAUCCUUAGAGACACGACUCACAGUACCGAGAUUCAUAGGCACUACACAUGGCUGCAGCCGGACCACCGCAACAACUACGCGCAAGUCUGGGCCGAGAAGCGCGACUACACCCGCCCUCGCCCGGGUCACGGCUGA
Molecule: messenger RNA, 1209 nt
Organism: Colletotrichum graminicola M1.001
Lineage: Eukaryota; Fungi; Ascomycota; Sordariomycetes; Glomerellales; Glomerellaceae
Exons: 1
Coding region: 1-1209 (402 amino acids)
Source: RefSeq, a predicted model, not a curated record